Drosophila obscura is the source of this 635-nucleotide messenger RNA. RefSeq names its product 40S ribosomal protein S19b-like. Gene Ontology annotation, biological process: ribosomal small subunit assembly; translation. Gene Ontology annotation, molecular function: structural constituent of ribosome; RNA binding. The record is from RefSeq and is a predicted model, not a curated record. NCBI's taxonomy places the organism in Eukaryota, Metazoa, Arthropoda, Insecta, Diptera, Drosophilidae. The coding region runs from base 119 to 589 and encodes 156 amino acids. The transcript is spliced from 3 exons. Gene Ontology annotation, cellular component: cytosolic small ribosomal subunit; ribosome.
UGGUCACACUUUUGGCUUGAAAUCCCGCGGCCAUCAUUGCGAAUCCGCCAUUUUGCGUAAAGCGCGCUGCCGAAGCACAAUUUUUUUUUUACUUCAGAGAAAAGAAAUAUUCUGCACGAUGCCGGGUGUUACUGUGAAGGAUGUGGACCAGCACGUUCUAACCAAAGUGCUGUCUGCUUUCUUAAAAAAAUCGGGCAAGAUUAAUGUGCCUGAACAGGUGGACUACAUUAAGACGGGCAAGUUUAAGGAAACGUCACCGACUGAACGCGACUGGUUCUACACUCGUUGUGCCUCCAUAAUGCGGCAUCUGUACUUUCGUAGUCCGGCUGGUGUAGCCGCCUUCACAAAGGUGUACAGUGGCCGCAAGCGAAAUGGGGUUCAACCAUCAAAGUAUUGCCGCUCAUCGGAUGGCUGCAUUCGUAUGGCUUUUCACGCACUCGAAGCGGCACGCAUGAUCGAGAAGCAUCCUGAGGGCGGCCGCAAGCUUACGCCCACUGGACAGCGGGACUUGGACCGCUUGGCCAACCAAAUUGUGUUCAAGCAACGUAAAGUCGAGGAUAAACCAGUAAUCUGUAUUGGAGACGAUUAGAGCUAAAUACGGCCAGGAAUAUAAAAUAAAAUGAUUUGCGACUUUA